Pungitius pungitius (ninespine stickleback) is the source of this 2419-nucleotide messenger RNA. RefSeq names its product peroxisomal biogenesis factor 3 (gene pex3). The transcript has 12 exons. Gene Ontology annotation, molecular function: protein-macromolecule adaptor activity. The coding region runs from base 298 to 1377 and encodes 359 amino acids. The record is from RefSeq and is a predicted model, not a curated record. Gene Ontology annotation, cellular component: peroxisomal membrane. Lineage: Eukaryota; Metazoa; Chordata; Actinopteri; Perciformes; Gasterosteidae. Gene Ontology annotation, biological process: protein import into peroxisome membrane.
UUUUAGAUUGUUCCUUUUAUGUUUCUGUGAAAAUGUUGCACUAGACAGAGAACUCAGGGUUCAAGGUCCGCACGUCUUCAACUGAAGCUCUUUAUUGGUGUUUUAUUUUGAAGUGAUCAACCGAAAACUCUCCUUUGCACUCUGCCUUACUUUCACCGGCGUACUUUGGCACUUCGUUAGCAUGGUAGCAAGAAGUUGCUAACUAGCCGAAGUUAACAUGUCCGUCAACUAGUCAGCACAGUUAUAGAAACGACGUGUUUUUACCCCGAGUUGUAUUUAGUGAAACACUCAUUCAGGAUGUUUUCAUCCGUCUGGAAUUUUGUGAAACGUCACAAAAAGAAGUUUAUUUUCACGGGAGCUGUAGUUGGAGGCGUGUACUUCCUGGGUAAAUAUGCCCAGAAGAGGCUCAGUGAGUUCCAGGAGAAGGAGGCGGCCGAGUACCUCGCUCAGGCCCGGCGCCAGUUCCACUUCGAGAGCAACCAGAGGACCUGCAACAUGACCGUGCUGUCCAUGCUGCCGCCGCUAAAGGAAGCCAUCGUCAAUCAGCUGAACUCCGAGAGCCUCACCGCGCUGCUCAAGGCCAAACCAGCCAACAAGCUGGAAAUCUGGGAAGAUUUAAAGAUCAUCAGUUUCACCCGCACCAUCGUGGCGGUGUACAGCACCUGCCUGCUGGUGGUGCUGCUGAGGGUGCAGUUGAACAUCAUCGGGGGUUACCUGUACCUGGACAACUCCGUGGGCAAGAACACAGCGACUCCUCUGGCUCCUCCGGACGUCCAGCAGCAGUACCUGUCCAGCAUCCAACAUCUGCUGGGAGACGGUCUGACGGCGCUGAUGACCGCGGUGAAGAAAGCGGUGCAGAGCUCUCUGGGAGACGUCCCUCUGAAGCAGAGCCUGUCUCUGCUGGAGCUGGAGCAGCAGCUCAGCUGGAUCCGGGCGGAGGUGGAGGCCGGCUCCAUGUCCCGCUACAUGCUGGCCGACGACGAGAACGCACUCGCCGACCAGGCGUGCGGUUUGACGGAGGACGACACUGUGACCAUCAGACUGCUGAACGAGACCCGAGACAUGUUGGACAGUCCAGACUUCUCCACCGUCCUCAACGUCAGUCUCAACCGGGGCUUCUCGGGUCUCCUCGACAACUUGGCCGAGUUCUUCCGCCCUCCUCCCGGUGACUCCGCCCCCGGCUUUGCACCUGAUAGUCUGUCUGCCGUCAGCCUGCCGGUGGCCAAGAUCAUCCCCAUUGUCAACGGUCAGAUCAACUACAUCUGCAGCGAGACUCCCAGCCACUUCGUCCAGGACCUGCUGACCAACGACCAGGUGAAGGAGUUCGCCGCCAACGUUUACGAGACGUUCAGCACCCCGCAGGACCUGCAGAAGUGAUCCACCCAGCGAGAGGAGGAGGAGGAGAACAAGAGGAGGAGGAGGAAUGGAAGCAGAAAUGAUGGAAGCCCUCCUCCCUCUCUGCGAGACACGUUUCUCCUCACUGCCCUGCAGGCGAGCGGCCAUCAUGGAUUAUUAACCCGGCGGGGGGAGAGGAGACCUGUGGCUAACCUCUCGAACAACUGCAUCAUGGGAAGUGGAGUCUUAUUUAGGUGCUGCGUCAGAUGAUCGUGUUGAGGUGACGUGACGGUUUCUCCUGGUUCAUCGAAGGCGGUUCGCUCUGCGGCUUCGUUUCCCCUGCGGUGGGUUCCGGGGUUUCGGUGGAUGUGUUGAGGAGGUGGUGAUUUCUUUGUGUUGUUAAAGUUUAACAGAAAAUUUAAUUUGACCAUUUUUUAUAACCACAGCGGCAUGACAUACUUAAAAACACAAUUUAAAGAGAAAGACGCUGAUCAGAAUGUCGUAGUGGCAUCGAUUGUUCACCUCAGAGACGCAGUCAGAAACCAGCGUGGUGGAGAACCGGUCAGUUCCUCUUCUUCACCAGAAGGGGUCGCUGCUCUUCUGCUGUCUGACUUCAGGUGAAACGCUUCAUUCCAAACAGGUCCUCCUCGGUUUAACUUCUUGACGUCCUCCAGUAACUGACAGUUACUGAAAAUAAUAAGACUGUUGUCCAAAGCCCAAGACGACUCUAUCAAGCAUGAUUUACGCCAUGAAGCCCUUCACCGCUUUACUUCAUUCAAACACUGUCUCGCCCUGUAUUUAGGUCCAUUUUUCCUUCAUUCAUCUAGAACUGUUUCGACAGUUUUUACUCGUCUCCCUCGAUGUGCGCUUUAGUCGAUGAGUUCGGCUCUGGUGACACAACGGGAAGUUGAUCCGCUCCGUGAUGGUGGAGAUGCGCUGAGUUUCCCUCUGGAGGACGGACAUCAGAAUGUAGAUCUCUGUAUAGUCAUCCAGCUGUUUUGAAGCAUUGUAUCCUGAAUGAAAGCUAAAAUGUAUGUUUUUUGUUUUUUUUAGAAAUAUAAUGAAGAUAAUAAAGUAUGAUUUA